GCGGAGUUGAGUUCCGGUCUGUUCGCACUCUGACCGACAAGUGCAGCUACUUCCGCCUUCAGCCGCGUCUCAUCACACAGAGAAAUGACGGCUACCUUGCGUCCGUAUCUCAAUGCAGUUCGUGCCACCUUGCAGGCCGCACUAUGCCUGGAGAACUUCUCCUCGCAAGUGGUGGAGAGACACAACAAGCCAGAGGUGGAAGUGCGAAGUAGUAAAGAGUUGCUCCUCCAGCCUGUGAUCAUCAGCCGCAACGACAAGGAGAAAGUUCUGAUCGAGGGCUCCGUCAACUCGGUCCGAGUCAGCAUCGCUGUCAAGCAGGCAGAUGAGAUCGAGAAGAUUCUGUGCCAUAAAUUCAUGCGUUUCAUGAUGAUGAGAGCUGAGAAUUUCUUCAUCCUGAGGAGGAAACCAGUGGAGGGCUAUGACAUCAGCUUCCUCAUCACCAACUUUCACACAGAGCAGAUGUACAAACACAAACUGGUGGACUAUGUCAUUCAUUUCAUGGAGGAAAUUGACAAAGAGAUCAGUGAGAUGAAGCUGUCCGUCAACGCCAGGGCUCGUAUUGUUGCUGAGGAGUUCCUCAAAAAUUUCUGAAAGAGAGAGAACACCGGGGAAUACAUUUCGUUUGCAAGGUUGGCCGUCACCAUGGAGCUUCCACAUCCCAGAGAGGAGGAAACCGGUCAGCCGAGUCGAGAAACAUAAGACACAAAUGGGAUUAAAUGUAAAAAUGCCCUUUUGCUCAAAAACAUAGAUUUUUGUACAUAAUCAGAUUUUCAUCAUUUAGAACAUUAGAAGUCAGGGCAAGUCCGUAAAAAACUAUUUGUUAUCAAUAUUUACGAGCACAGGGUAAAAUGGAUUUCAUUUAAAAAAAUGUUUAUUUAUAUAUAUAUAUAUGAACAUCAAUUUAAUUUAGCUAUGUUUUGUUAUGACUGACUUUAAACAACGAGGGCAAUCAAUUGGUGCAUGUUUCUUGUAUUAGUCCAAAAGUCCACAGAAUACAUCCUAUUGUAGAUGGAAAUAAUAAAAAUAAAUAUACUUGCUUAAAGUUAAGAUAAAUAAAAAACAUUAUUCUUUGUA
Messenger RNA from Pseudoliparis swirei, 1074 nucleotides. It is a transcript of the gene arpc4, whose product is annotated as actin related protein 2/3 complex, subunit 4. Gene Ontology annotation, cellular component: Arp2/3 protein complex; actin cytoskeleton. The record is from RefSeq and is a predicted model, not a curated record. The transcript has 6 exons. Bases 85 to 591 code for a protein of 168 amino acids. NCBI's taxonomy places the organism in Eukaryota, Metazoa, Chordata, Actinopteri, Perciformes, Liparidae. Gene Ontology annotation, biological process: Arp2/3 complex-mediated actin nucleation; actin filament polymerization. Gene Ontology annotation, molecular function: actin filament binding.